AUGCCCAUUUACUCAAAUCUCUACUCCAAUCUCGCACGCCAGGGGUUCGCCAAAACAUUUCACCACGGAUACGCCCAGUCACUCGUUGCUGCGACACACCCGUCCUCCUACCCGAACCAGCACAACCGCAGCGCGUUCGCUCGUCGCCACAACAGUGUUGGGAAGCUCCACAGCUACCGCUUCAAGAAUGCUUUCCACACCAGCGUAAACGCCUCGUCGGCGCUCACCCUCCAGCAGGAUGCGCGGCCAGAGAGACACAACACCAGCGAUGCGGGGCUAGACGCCUACUUCGAUGCCUGGAAGAAGCAGCACCCCGUCGGGGAGCCGGAGAAGGAAUGGACACAAUUCCAGUUCGCCAAGCGGAUUGAGUGGAAGCCUUCGGUUCCAGAGGUCGAGGAGGGAACUGCAGAGGCAGUAGUCGCGAGCUAUGAGAAUCAGCGCCCGGGCUUGGAGAGAUCCCAAAGCACGGGCGACCUUGAUGGCCUCCGGAAGGCUCGCAGCGACACAUUCGUUUCAGUCGAGGGAUCGGGCGCCGUUACCCCGAAGGUCGCGCAGCAGAUUAGAGACCUACAUAUCAAUGGAUUGGAGCAGGUUGCUUCGGGGCUCCUUACACCUCCCAUGAGCCUCGAGGACUUCCGCCGUUCCCCAUUGUCAACCAGCUCGGUCACGACAACCUCGGACCUCCAGUCCCAGAGCUACGCUGAGCACCUCACGAAGCUCUCUCAAUCCCAGCGUUAUGCCGAGAUUCCCGCCGUUUUCGAGUCCAUGCUUGUUGCUGGCAUCAAGCCAGUUGCGGACUCGUACAACGCGCUUCUCGACGCUGCUAUCCACCUGCCUGCCGAAAGGAUUCAGGUGGUGCCCAAGGCUCUCGAUGUCUACUCGGACAUGCUUCGCCGCAAGGUGGCACCCACCACUGCCACCUACAACACCCUCAUCAACCUUCUUGCCUCCAGAUCUCUCGAGGUCAACGAUUCCAAGAAGAUGUUGGAGGAGAAGCGUGCCCGCUUCGGCGGCAUGGAACAACCCGACAAGUUCAUGCUUGCAUCCAGCGAGAUGGAGUUCGACAUCUUGUCCGAAGACGACAGGCUCGAUUUUGCCGUCAAGAUGUUCGAUAUGUCCAUGAGGACCAACAAGGACCGCACUUACCCAGCAGAGACAUACUUCAAGCUCAUUUCAGCUUGCGCUGAGGCUGUGCGUGUCAACGACAUGGCGCGCUUCUACGAGGACAUGGAGUCAAAGAAGGUUAUUCCUUUGGCUGCCACGUUCCCAUCGAUGAUCAAGGGAUACGCAGCUUCCCGGGAUCUCACCAGCGCCGUUGAGUGCUACAACGAGUACAAGGACAUUGCUGUUGCAGACAACUACGGACUGGUGGAACUUACUGACCGCCAAGACGCAUUUGUCUACGCUGCUGUUGUGAAGGCGUACGUCGAUUCCGACAAACUUCCCGGAGCGAUCCGCUUUUACGAGAAGAUUGUUGAGUCAUCAAGCGCAAAGAACUCUGCGGUGAAGGACAUAAUCGUGUCGCAUGGACUUGUUCAAGGGCUGCUUGACAGCGGCGUUCACGCCGAAGCUCUUAAGUGGGCCCAAUGCUUGAGCUUGGCACCCAAGGCCUCCGCUAUGGGCAAGAUCGCUGCUUCUGCCGCCGAUGCUGGUAACAGCUCGGUUGCUCUUUCAGCGUUCGAGAACGUUCCUCUCGACAGCCAGGAUGUUGCGGCUCCAGCCAUGGCCCUGCUCGCUCUUAGCGUCCGCUCUGGAAACGUCGCUGAGGCCUCCAAGUACUGGCAGAUUCUGUCUGCCCCUGGAAUGGCCAUUUCGGCUUCAUUCAUUGAGCCAACGGCCAUGUAUGCCAUCAGCAUGAUCGGAUCUGGACAGGCUGCUCUGGGACUCUCCCAGGCAGAGCAGAUGUUCCAGCGCAUCAGGGGAUCUGCCUCUUCUCAGCCAUCGAUUGCGGACGAGGUGGAGGAGGGCAUGCUUCUGGUGGAGCAGUUCAUGGGAAGGCGCGGCAUUGUUGACCCCCGUACCAUCGAGCCACCUGUUGUCUACCAACAGCCGUUCCCAACCCAUUUCCAGGCGCCAGUUACCAGGCCAUCAUUCGAGGACUCGUUUGAUCCUUACGCUGCUUCUACCGACUUCAAGGGCUCGUCUCUCAUCGCCGAUGAGCUUGAGAGGGGACUUACCUCACGCGCGAAGGUGUCUCGCCUCAAUGAGGCAUUGAAUAGGUUCCGCAACAUUAGACGCGCUGGUCGCCACCCCCGCUACAUCACUUACGCCAAGCUGAUUUCGGCUGCUGCGAGAGAGGAGCGCACCAACCUAGUCCACGAUAUUCUCGGCAUGGCUAGGUCUGAUGUCCCACUCCUGACCCAGUACCCUGUUGUCAGAUACGGAUGGGUGUCGAUUCUGGAUGCCAUGGUCGGUGCCUGCCUCACGCUCGGUAACCGCACUUUGGCUGCCCAGUUCCACCAGGAGCUCCUCGAUAUGGGCGCUGCACCGACCGCGAACACUUUCGGUCUGUACAUCACCACUCUCAAGGAGUCUACCAAGACCUUCGACGAGGCUUCCGAGGCCGUGAAGAUCUUCCACCGCGCCAAGUCUGAGGGCGUCGAGCCUUCUUCAUUCUUGUACAAUGCUCUCAUUGGCAAGCUUGGAAAGGCCCGCCGCAUUGACGACUGCCUCUUCUUCUUCGCCGAGAUGCGCUCAUUGGGCAUUCGUCCCACAAGCGUCACCUACGGGACCAUCGUCAACGCCCUGUGCCGCGUCAGCGACGAGAAGUUCGCCGAAGAGCUGUUCGAGGAGAUGGAGUCGAUGCCUAACUACAAGGCCCGCCCCGCCCCCUACAACAGCCUGAUGCAGUUCUUCCUCACCACCAAGCGCGACAAGAGCAAAGUGCUCAUGUACUACGAGCGCAUGAAGACCAAGGGCAUCCAGCCUACGAACCACACCUACAAGCUCCUCGUCGACACCCACGCCACCCUCGAGCCAAUCAAUAUGGCCGCCGCCGAGGCCGUCCUGGACGUCAUCCGCAGCACCGGACAGAAGCCCGAGGCUGUCCACUACGCAUCCCUCAUCCACGCUAAGGGAUGCGUCCAGAACGACAUCGCUGGCGCCCUCUCGGUCUUCAACUCCGUCUCCGCUGACUGCUCCAUCCGCCCUCAAGCUUGCGUCUAUCAGGCCCUUUUCGAAGCUCUGGUCGCUAACCACCGCGUCGCGGAAACCGAGCCGUUCUUGCAAGCCAUGACUGCGCAGCGAGUCGAGAUGACGCCGUAUAUCGCCAACACGCUCAUCCACGGCUGGGCGAACGAGGGGGACUUCGCGAAGGCUAAGGCGGUCUUUGAUGUCGUCGGAAGGGAGAAGCGCGAGCCUAGCACAUAUGAGGCUAUGGCCCGUGCGUUCCUGGCUGCGGAGGAUAGGCCGGGGGCGAUGGCUGUUGUGCAGGAGAUGCUGAGUAGGGGGUACCCGAACGCGGUGUCGGGAAAGAUCCUGGAGCUCGUUGGGGGGGGGCGUGGGGAGGUGGCCUGA
Molecule: messenger RNA, 3516 nt
Organism: Pseudogymnoascus destructans
Lineage: Eukaryota; Fungi; Ascomycota; Leotiomycetes; Thelebolales; Thelebolaceae
Exons: 1
Coding region: 1-3516 (1171 amino acids)
Molecular function (GO): protein binding
Source: RefSeq, a predicted model, not a curated record